Cynara cardunculus var. scolymus (artichoke) is the source of this 1538-nucleotide messenger RNA. Its product is annotated as UDP-glycosyltransferase 76B1-like. Gene Ontology annotation, molecular function: UDP-glycosyltransferase activity. The record is from RefSeq and is a predicted model, not a curated record. NCBI's taxonomy places the organism in Eukaryota, Viridiplantae, Streptophyta, Magnoliopsida, Asterales, Asteraceae. The transcript is spliced from 2 exons. The coding region runs from base 1 to 1407 and encodes 468 amino acids.
AUGGGUAUCAUCACCACCACCACCACCACCACCGUCCUACCCAGGAGCAAUGGCGGCCGCCGACGACUGGUGUUGCUGCCGUUACCUUUUCAAGGCCACAUAAACCCGAUGCUUCAACUGGCAAACAUACUAUACUCAAAAGGCUUUUCCAUCACCAUCCUCCAUACUCGUUUCAACGCCCCCAAUCCCACCAACUACCCUCACUUCAACUUCCUACCCAUUCCCGACGUCGCCCUAAACAACAACCACUCACUCUCCGACAUCGCUGACGUCAUUACUCUACUCCACUACCUCAACACCAACCUCCUCCAUCCAAUACGAGAUUGUUUGGCUCGUUUGAUGCACGAGGAUCCCGGAGUUUCCUGCUUAGUCACAGAUGCUCAGUGGUACGCCACCGACAGCGUCGCCGACCAACUCAAACUUCCGAGGAUUGUUCACCGGACCAGCAACGUUUCGUCUUUUCUCUCCUUUGCUGCUUUUCCACUGUUACGUGACAUGGGUUAUUUCCGGCCCUUCUCCGGUGAAGAAAUGAAGUCGGAAGAAUUGGUGCCGGGACUCGAACCACUUAAAGUGAAAGACAUACCAAAGUUCCUAACCAGUGACCCGGUGGGGUCUUGUGAGUUAUUGGAACUCAUGGUCCAAGCUACCAAGCGAGCACGAGCCAUAAUAUGGAAUUCAUUCAAAGAGCUUGAAGAAGCCGAACUAUCAACAGUUAGACAUGGUUUCCCGUACCCACAUUUCCUGAUCGGACCAUUUCACAAAUACUUCCCAGCAUCAUCAAGCAGCCUCCUAGCACAAGAUCAAACAUCCAUCUCAUGGUUAGACAAACACCCACACAACUCUGUGUUAUACGUUAGUUUUGGUAGUCUAGCCAUGAUUGAAGAAUCCCAAUUCUUGGAGAUGGCUUGGGGUUUGGCUAAUAGCAAGCAGCCAUUUCUAUGGGUGGUUAGACCAGGGUCCAUACAAGGGUCCGAUUGGCUUGGACCCUUGCCAGAUGGGUUUUUGGAGAGAAUUGCACAAGGAAGAGGGCAUAUUGUGAAAUGGGCUCCACAACAAGAGGUAUUGGCUCAUCCUGCAACGGGGGGAUUUCUGACUCAUAAUGGAUGGAACUCGACGCUAGAGAGCAUUUGUGAAGGGGUUCCCAUGAUCUGUUCGCCGUGUUUCGGUGAUCAACUACCAAAUGCAAGAUAUGUAAGUGAGGUUUGGAAGAUUGGGGUGGAACUGGAAAAUAGGUUAGAAAGGGGAGAGAUUGAAAGCUCGAUAAAAAGAGUAAUGGUGGAUAAAGAAGGGAUUGAAAUGAGGAAAAGAGUCUUGAAUUUGAAGGAGAAAGUAAACCUUUGCCUAAAGGAAGGUGGUUCAUCGUACACAUCACUUGAGGAUUUGGUCGAUUUCAUUAGGUCAUUUUAGUUGAAAAUUGAAAAAAUCCCAAGAGAAAGAAUGUAUUAGAGUUGCUAUGAUUAGGAAAGUUGCUUAGGGGUUCUUUGUUUUUAAUAAAAAAACUCUUAAUGUCCUCCUAAGUCUGAAUCGAUCAGACAUAA